GCGGCGAAGUUCAUAUCUAAGUGUGUACACUCUAAAGACAACACUUCAUCGCAUACCAUGAUGUGCGCCAGCCAUUGCCACGAAUGAUCAUGAGUUAUCACCUUCUGAUUCGAAAAGGGAGGGAGGCGUACGCCUUUUUGUGACAAUUUGGAUACUAUAUGAUAAUGGUAGUGAAAGACGUAUCCCCCCCACCUCUCUCUCUCUCUCUCUCUCCAAAUCAACAGCGAUAACCCUAUCAUUCGUGGCAAUGGUUGGCGAACAGCGUGCUAUGCGGUGAAGUGCUGUUUGUAGGGCGCAGGGGUAUAACCGCUCCGUUUUUAUCUUUUUUCCGAUUCAAUACACUCGUGCCAUUCCAACAUCAAUGAAACGCCGUUCUCGCAUCAUUUUCUGGCGGGGGCGAGGAUGGGGGCGGGGGCAAAUCGGAUCGGUGAGCAGCGCGUGUACGCCGUGAAAUACCGACAUUCUGCGUACAUGUCGACCGCAUCCGCCGCCCUCUUUUUUCAAAAAAGAGAAAAGUAAAAAAAAAACACAAAAUGCGUAACGUCAUUGACAGCGGUGAGAAAGAAAAAUGCCUCAUCAUACACAGGCGGGCGGAAACAGCGCCAUCUAACGGAUGUCGCACUGACGCCGCAUCUGCAUAUAGCGCUCGCGUCACGCAGAUCUUGACAGGUGUUUGAAUAUCUCCGUUCAGUUCAGUGGGUGUAACCCCUUUUGCACCCCUUUCAAUGUCAAACACAUUUUCCACGGGUCACGUACGCGACGUAAAAUGAAGAGGGGGGAGGAGAGAUGUACCGGUGUACGCUUCGGAAAUUAAAAUAAUUCCCACGAAGUGAGAAAGUGUUACCUGGUAUUUUGUGCGCGUGAUUUCCCUGAUUUGUGUAUGCGUACGUGACGGUAUUUGGAGAUCCGGCAUUGCGGUGGAUACUAAGUGAAUGUCUUUAUUCGUCUAAGUUCGUCGGCAAACUAAAUUCAGACUGAUGGGGUUGACUUUGGAGAGGGGCUUGAUCACAAUAUAAAAUGGACGGAAGAGUAACAUGGAAUUAACGUGGUUACAGUAAGAACAUAUCUCCAUGUUGUUGUUGUUGUUGUUUUUGUAGGUGUGGGGCACAAUUUCCACUUGGGAACUUGGUUUCAAAAAUUUCGCGAUGAUCACUGCACACCGUUUACGCAAUAGCUACCGGGAAAUGGAAGCCAAAACGGCAUUGUAAUAAGAUUAGGGUUGAUAACUAUGGAGUUAAGGCGGACUCUCUUCUUAAGAAAGUCUAUGUGGGAAUUUUUGUUCACAGGGUUCUCGUAAACCUCGCUAAAUUUCUACACGAGACAGGUACAGGCGUGUUCCUCUCGACUUUAUCUAGGGAAUGACACGCUUUUUGAACGCCUGAAGCGAUCCACUGAUUUUUGACGAAUAAAAAUUUGUGAAAUUUUCAAUACAUGGGAGUCUGUGGGAGAUGCAACAAAACCGCUUCUUUGGGCACGCACGGCGGCGAUACCUGGACCAAAAUGAUGUCAUUCCCUACAGUAGCAGUCUAGGAAUUGAUUGCAGUCAACAAAUUCUACAAGGUUACUGCAGUUUUCUAGAUCCCUGCUUAUGAAAAUACUGGUUUUGUCAUUCGCUAGCAUGUUGUGCACGCUGGCGCCGAUUACAUCACUUCUUUAGAGCGCGGGAGAAAAGCAAAAAAAAAAAAAAAAAUUCCGACGGUGCCGCCAUCUCUCGCCGGAAGCGAACUUAACUAGAUCGCAUAUGAGUCCGCCUUAAAACCUUAAAAUCGGUGACUUGCAAAUGGGCCUAAGUCGCCAUUUUCCCAUGUACUACAUUUCUUCCCAUUCGACGCGCUAAACACUGGCGGCAGCCAUGAGCUUGCUAACCCACCGCACCAUACCGCACCAAAAUCUGGACCUACGGGCGUGACGUCAUCUUGGACUUCCGGGUCGAGGUUCCCGCGCGUUUGCCUGUUCGCUAGCGUAUAAACAGCCGACCAUUUCGUGGGUUCGCAAUUUGACAGGCAAAAAUGGUUGGGUGUUCGGCCCUGGGUUGCACCAACUCAACGGAGAAGGGUCACAAGGUGUUCCGAGUACCUUGGGACCCUCAGCGUAAGAUGCAAUGGGCAGUAGCGCUCCGACGAAAGCAAAAGAACGGCGACUUGUGGAUUCCCGGCGUCGGCGCACGUGUGUGCUCUGCGCAUUUUGUCGAAGAGAAACGCAGCGACGACCCCAGCCACGUCGAUUAUGUGCCGUCUAUCUUCUCGUACAACAACGAUAGUCGUGCCCGAUCACGCAGGAGGAUUGAAAUGCAUCAUCGCCAUGCUGCAAUAUCGCGAAAACGGUUGGCAUCGCAGGAACAGCAGGCUAGCUGCUCCAGUAUCAACACUGCUGUAGAAAGUUUGGACGAUAUGGACAGUAUGAGCGAUGUGGACAGCAUGGACGCAGCGGAAGGGUCGCCAACUGGUGACAACAUGGUAGACGCAGAGGUCCAGGCGACAGAAUCAACAGGGAUGUGUGCAAACUGUUACUCCUUGGUCAAAGAACGGGAUGCACUCAGCGACGAGGUUUCCACACUGAGACGAAGGUGCAGGAGGCUGAAAGCAAAGCUGAAUACGUGCCAGGAUGUUGGGCAGAUGAGCGAAAAGAAGGUGACUUUCUACACAGGGCUCACAAAGGCAACAUUCUUGGCAGUGCUGGCAGCUGUGGUUGCUGCAUUACCACCUGCACGCAAAUGCCUUCCACACCCAAGCCAACUGCUGCUGUUUUUAAUGCGCCUGAGACUCGGUCUGCACAUAACAGACCUAGCCUACAGGUUUCAUGUGUCCGUCCCCACUGCUAGCCGGAUAUUCAAAGACUGGCUGGCCCCCAUGUCCUCAGUGUGUAGACAGCUGAUAGUGUUCCCUGAUCCCGACAUAGCGAGGAGCUGGCUCACAACAAAAGAACGGCACCAUUUCCCAAACCUAAGGGGCAUUAUAGACUGCACUGAAGUUCCAGUGUCGAGGCCUUUCAACCUGUCCACGCAGCAAGAAGUGUGGAGCAACUACAAACAGGGCUCCACACUGAAGUUCCUCGUCUGUGUGAAUACACAUGGCGCAAUCACCUUCGUCUCUCCUGUUUAUGGUGGACGAAUUUCGGACAAGGAGAUAACUCUUCAGAGUGGGUUCCUAGGUAUGUUGCUACCAGGUGACCAGAUUCUAGCAGACCGGGGUUUCCUUCUCCAUGAGGAGUUUUUCCUGCGGGACGUGCAGCUGAUAACACCGGCUUUCACAAAAGGAAGAACGCAGUUGCUCCACAAUGAAGUUGAAAGUUCAAGACGAAUAUCGUCGUCAAGGAUAAUCGUGGAAAGGGCAAUUGGGCACAUAAAAAAGUGGAGGAUACUGACUAACACAGUCCCCUACCAUCUUGUUCAAGAUUUUGACAACAUUCUCUCCGUGGUUGCCGGGCUCACAAACUUUUCACUAUCGCUUGCAAAUAAAGGUGAGUUUUAUUUACAUAUUGUUCCUACACAAUCAAUACCUACUACAGAUCCUUGGCAGCACUAUUUUUUCAAAAAAGAGCUUCAGUUUCUCUUCGUUUCUGGACAUAAAUCCCUCUUCCUUUGGGAUUGAAAGUAAUAGUCCCCCUUGAUCCACAUGGAGAUAAAAAUAGCAUACUGUGCUACCAACAGAAUUUAAGUGUAGCUGAGCUUGCACUUGGUAAUAAUACUUAUGUGACAGUUUUAAGUCACCGUGGGCGUCCAGGCAGAAGUCGCGUUGUUUCUGUCCUUCUUCAGCAACCUCUGAAGGAUGAACUUUCCUCAGUGAGUAGAGGCACUUGAUUUCGACGAGUGCAGGUGGAUGGCAUUCGCAGUGGAAUAUAGCAUCAGGACUGCAUCCUAAAUAAGGGUACCUUGGAGAUAUCAUCAGCCCACAGUCUUGUAGCCGAGCACCAGUAUGGCUUCCUUGCAGUGUGUUCAGCACUGCCUCUUUUGCUCUGUCUUCAUUGUCAAUGCCAUACUGCACGGCUGGUGCAUUGAUUAUGGUCGGUCGGAACAGCUUGUUGAUGAGGCUAGAGCACUUGACCAUCCUUGAAGAGCAAACUUCCUUGAACACUGAUGCUGUUAUUCGUCCCUUCCGGUGGAGGAACCAGGAGCUGCUUUUUCUUUGUGUCCUUGUUUCAAGUUCGAUUUUGUCAGAAUCUUCUUUGGUGAUGCUUAGAAGCUCUAAGGGUGUCUUGCAAGUUGGAUCUGGCUUAAAGUUGCAGAGAGGUUGAUGAAGGGAUAUGUGGUACACACCAGCAGCUGUUUCAGUAUGCCCACUUUCUGUAACUUGUGCAGUGUUCCUUUCAACCAACGUGAAAAACCUUGCAGUCGGUGCAACCUAGAGGAAAUGAAUGCGACUAAAUUAAGUGCUGCACAUAUACAGGGUGUCUUUUUGUAUUGGAAACACUGCGCUUCACUAACAAAG
Molecule: messenger RNA, 4427 nt
Organism: Ornithodoros turicata
Lineage: Eukaryota; Metazoa; Arthropoda; Arachnida; Ixodida; Argasidae
Exons: 7
Coding region: 2010-3590 (526 amino acids)
Source: RefSeq, a predicted model, not a curated record